Molecule: messenger RNA, 2493 nt
Organism: Carlito syrichta (Philippine tarsier)
Lineage: Eukaryota; Metazoa; Chordata; Mammalia; Primates; Tarsiidae
Gene: PLXDC2
Product: plexin domain containing 2
Exons: 11
Coding region: 1-1119 (372 amino acids)
Source: RefSeq, a predicted model, not a curated record
AUGACCUAUAGCAUUGCCAUUUAUACUGUAAAGGCAGAAUUUAAUACAGAUGUUCAAUGCCUUACAUGCAUAUGCUUUAUAUACACUGGAGAAGUUGUGCAUCGAAUGUUAACAGCCACACAGUACAUAGCACCUCUGAUGGCAAAUUUUGACCCCAGUGUAUCCAGAAAUUCAACAGUCAGAUACUUUGACAAUGGCACAGCUCUUGUUGUUCAGUGGGAUCAUGUCCAUCUCCAGGAUAAUUACAACCUGGGAAGCUUCACGUUUCAGGCAACACUCCUCAUGGAUGGACGCAUCAUCUUCGGAUACAAAGAAAUCCCUGUCUUGGUCACACAGAUAAGCUCGACCAAUCAUCCGGUGAAAGUGGGACUGUCUGAUGCAUUUGUCGUUGUCCACAGGAUCCAGCAAAUUCCCAAUGUUCGAAGAAGAACAAUUUAUGAAUACCACCGAGUAGAGCUACAAAUGUCAAAAAUUACCAACAUUUCAGCUGUGGAGAUGACCCCAUUACCUACUUGCCUCCAGUUUAAUGGUUGUGGUUCCUGUGUCUCUUCUCAGAUCGGAUUCAACUGCAGUUGGUGUAGUAAACUUCAAAGAUGUUCCAGUGGAUUUGAUCGCCAUCGGCAGGACUGGGUGGACAGUGGAUGCCCUGAAGAGUCAAAAGAGAAGAUGUGUGAGAACACAGAACCAGCAGAAACAUCUCAAACCACCACAACCGUAAGAGCGACUACCACACAAUUCAGGGUCUUGACGACCACCAGAAGAGCUGCGACAUCCCAGCUGCCCACCAGCCUCCCCACAGAAGAUGAUACCAAGAUAGCACUACAUCUAAAAGAUAAUGGAGCUUCUACAGAUGACAGUGCAGCCGAGAAGAAAGGGGGGACCCUCCACGCUGGCCUCAUCAUUGGGAUUCUCAUCCUGGUCCUUAUUAUAGCUGCAGCCAUCCUUGUGACAGUCUACAUGUAUCACCAUCCAACAUCAGCAGCCAGCAUCUUCUUCAUUGAGAGACGUCCAAGCAGAUGGCCUGCUAUGAAGUUUCGAAGAGGUUCUGGACAUCCUGCUUAUGCUGAAGUUGAACCAGUUGGAGAGAAAGAAGGUUUUAUUGUAUCAGAGCAGUGCUAAAAUUUCUAGGACAGAACAGCACCAGUACUGGUUUACAGGUGUUAAGACUAAAAUUUUGCCUAUACCUUUAAGACAAACAAACACACACAAACAAAGGAGCCCUAAGCUGCUGUAGCCUGAAGGAGACGAGAUUUCUGGACAAGCCCAGCCCAAGAAGGGCAAAAGAAAAACUAAAACAUAUACAAGAUACCAUUUACACUGAACAUAAAAUUCCCUAGUGGAAUGACAUCUAUAGUUCACUCGGAACAUCUCCUGUGGACUUACCUGAAGUGUGACAAGAUUGCAAUGCUUUUGGCUUAGGUGCAGGGUUGCAAAGGGAUCAAGGACAAAUAAUAAUAAUAAAGCUUUAGUUUACAAGGGAUCUAUACCUUUUGUUCAAAUGUUCUUCUCUGAUGUCUCAAAGAUAACUGUGUUCCACAGCCUGAACUCUCUCACUCAAAGAGCAAUGACGAAUGUUUCCAAGGUUGCUAGAAAAAACAGCUCAGGCAGGAGCGAAAACACAGACAAAAUAAGAGAUUUUCUAUUGUUUCAAGAGAGGUGUGUGGCACAAGGAUUUUGUUUUUCUGAUUGGUCUAGAUCCAUCUGUACCAACAAGUUCAUUACUUUACAUGAUGAAUCUUUUAUCUGUACAGGAGGUUCAAACUGUGUCUGCCUCUUCCUUGAUAAUGAAUGCCCUUUCUAGGAGCUGUGACAAAAUUUCCAAACUUUUAGCUAAGGAUUAGGGAAGAGGGAGUAGCAAAUGAGACUUUCUGUUCUCCUGCCUCAGAAUAAAACAUCUGACUUGUUUUAAGCAGCAUUGCCUCCGUUUUCCAACUGUGAAGUCCCAUGAAGCCACAGUUGCUCUUGGCUGACGGAAACAAAAGGAAACAGUACAAUGACUUCCUUAAUCAUUUUUGAAACAAAAAUGAUAAGGGAUUUUAAACAUACUUUUUUUAGAAAAAAACUUGUAUGCCAUUUCAGUACUAAAGACCCAUUUCAUUGUCGAUUCCUGUCUUAAGAAGCCAUUCAAGUCAGCAUGGCAAUAAAAGAAUGAAAGAACCCUGCUGAAUCAUACAGUAAUUUUCUUUAAAGCACAUAGUAGUUACAUAAAUAUAUAUAUAAAUAUAUUUUUGUUUAUAACUAACACAAGGCAGGCUCUUGUGACUCUAAGAGUGAAUUUUGUCAUCAAGACAAAACAAAUGCAAGAUGCAUCACUGCAUUACUUCCAUAGAGUUGUAAAAUAAUCCUUAAUAUUAGAAUAUUUUUAUGUCACUGAGCAAAAGUGGUUCAAUUAAUUGCAGUACCCAUCAUGUUCCUGCCUAUUUGAUCCACUUUUUUAUUCAUAUCAACCCCUUCCCUCCCUGACUAAUUAAAACAAAUGCAGAAAGCUCUUUA